Lolium perenne is the source of this 993-nucleotide messenger RNA. RefSeq names its product NDR1/HIN1-like protein 6. NCBI's taxonomy places the organism in Eukaryota, Viridiplantae, Streptophyta, Magnoliopsida, Poales, Poaceae. The record is from RefSeq and is a predicted model, not a curated record. Gene Ontology annotation, biological process: defense response to other organism. Gene Ontology annotation, cellular component: plasma membrane.
CCAACGGCCUCCAUGCACGGCCUACCCAACCCCUCCCCACCUCGCCUCCCUGUCGACAUACGACGCCGGCCUCUCGCUCGAAGCUCGCGCGGCGGCUGGCCGGAGAGGGACGUCGUCGAUAUCGAUCCCUAGCUAGAUAACUACGCGUGCGUGCCUAGUAGCUUACUAAUAAUCACGCCAUGGGGAAGCGCAGCGUCCCCCGCUACCCGGAGGACGAGGACAAAGGCGGCGGCUGCUGCUGCUGCCUGCUCGGGUGCUGCUGCUUCUUCUUCCUCAUCCUCUUGUCGUUGUUCGCCGGCGUAGCCUACCUCUACUACGCAUACAACCCCAAGCCGCCGUCCUACUCCAUGAGCAACAUGGCCAUCUCGCAGUUCGAGUUCAGCUCCUCCGACCUCACGCUCUACACCAAGCUCGUCGCCAGCGUGCGCGCCGAGAAUCCCAACGAAAAGAUCAGCAUCAAGUUUGACGAUGGCUCCCGCACCGUCGUCUCCUACCGCGGGACGCCGCUGUGCUCGGGCAAGAUCCCAACCCUCGUACAGGGCCCCAAGAACAUCACCGUCAUGGAGAUCGCCAUGGAGGGGCGGCACGGGUUCGGGUCCGGCCUACAGGAGGCGCUCGAGGAGAGCGAGAAGGAAGGCAACGUGCCGCUCGACAUUUACGUCAGCGUGCCGGUGCAGCUGCAGUUCGGGGUCUUCGAUUUGCCGCGGAUCAAGGUGAACGUGCACGCCGCUCUCGUCGUCGACAGCCUCUCGCCCAAGAAGAAGCCUACCAUCAAGUCGGCCACUUACCAGGGCAACGUAGAGUUGGUCUGAUCGAUCGUGUGGUGGUGUGUAUAAUCACCGUGCUCUUUGAUGUAUUCACUGGUUGAUUGUCCUGUGGAGCUGGGAGGAAUGAAUACACAUACAUUGUGUUGUAAUCUCUAAUUAACAAUGUAGUCAAAUGGGUUGCGAAACAUAUUAAUUUCAUUUAAUUGAAAGCAAAUUCUACCUUUUA